CCCUGGACGACAUUUAAAAAAAUACGGAGUAUUCUUAUUCUUAAAGAUAAAAAGGAAUUCAAAAGAAAGAGAAACACAGCAAACCAAUCGGCGGUUUCGGCCAGAAGAAAAAUGACUUAAACUCUUCAAUCGGCGCUUAUGGCCGGACUGCUCACGAUCUUCACCGUCGCAGACUCACUAUCAGCCAUAACACACAGUAGAAGAUCAUCCUCGACUCCUCGAUCAUCCUUAUAUGCGGAUUUGUGCCAUCUCAAAUCUUACUCUGGAUUUUCUCCGCUUCCAGACUUAUCCUAUUUCCGUCAAUUAGUAUAAAUCGUUUCAGCUACUAGCAUAAUAAUGACUAAUAGAUCUUGGAUGUAAUUUGGCUCCGUGAUCAAGUGAACAGUUCGUAUAAGGGGUUGAGAGCAUUAUAAAGUUUGAUUUUCAGUGAUACACAUAAUGGGUAGAUGAUGGAGAACACUGAAUGUCAUGAUCUUCAAGUUCUAUGCCUAAUGAUGAAGACGAGGUUCUUGGUCAUGAUAGGAAGGAACUUAUUGGAUGACUUGUUUCAAUCAGUCCAUGUUUCUGCAUUGCUUAUGGCUUCAAAGGAUAAUGGUGUAUUACCAACACGUGGAAAAUUAUUCAUUAAACUCUGACUCAAAAAGAUGGCACUUUUAUCAAUUCUUCUACAACAACAGUGGUGACUUCAAUUAUGAAAGGCAACAGGUACCAUCUCGAAGGUCAAUUAAUCAUUCCUUAUUUGAUUGUAUUCUGUUUCUUCCUUUUCAAUUUGUCUUAAUUAUUAUUUAUUGUGGCUUUCCUAUAUUAGUUCUUAAAUUUGAUAUUCAGAAAUUUAAUUUGGACAAUGGAAACCAUGAGCGAGUGAGAAGGUUUUCAGAUCUUUCUUCAAGUUUCAUACCAAGAGGAAUCGGGUUCCUUCAUAUUGGAUCGCUCUAGCAAAAGGGGCAUUUUUUAAAUGAACCAAGCCAUUGGUGAACUUUCUCCUACUACAUGAUCGAUCAUCAACCGGAAGCCAUCAACUCAAAGAAGCCAAUUAAAGAUUUAGUAUAUAGUUCAUCAUGAUCGAACAAGUUAUUUCAAUUUGCAUAAGAUACAAUCUUGUCUUGUGUACUUAAUUUGUAUUAGUCUUAUAGAUGCAUUUGAAUGAAAUGCUAAAAAUUUAUUUCAAUUUGCAAGUUUCGGUAUGAAGAUAAUAUCUAAUAUCCUACAUUGUUAUUACAGAAUGUAUAAGAAAAUAGAAACAAGUAUUAUUAAUUAGCAUAUGAUCUACUACAGUUAUUGGACAUGGUUUUUCUUGACACUCAAUAA
Cuscuta epithymum is the source of this 1308-nucleotide messenger RNA. Lineage: Eukaryota; Viridiplantae; Streptophyta; Magnoliopsida; Solanales; Convolvulaceae. The record is from the annotation of a GenBank genome assembly.